UAUCUGGUGGCAAGAUGCGUCUAUCUGCUCUACUUUCACCCUCUUGCUAGAUAUCCGGGGCCAAAGCUGGCAGCCCUCUCGGAGGCAUGGCAUAAUCGCAACAUGACCUGUGGUCGGGGAUGCUUUAACGUUAGGGAACUCCACCACAAACAUGGGGAUGUCGUAAGACUUGGCCCAAACAGACUAUCAUUUGCCACUCCUCAGGCCUACCGUGACAUAUACGGCCAUGUCAAGCACGGACAAGAUCGCUUCCUCAAGAAUAAGUGGUACGAACUGGAUGAACCUCGUAUCGUCAGGGUCCGCGAUCCCAUCGCGCACGCUGAGCAGAGGAGAGCCCUGUCGCACGCCUUCAGCGCUCGCGCCCUCCGGGACCAGGAGUCCGUUAUCCAUCGCUAUGUCGACCUCCUGAUGGAGCAGCUCGCCAGGCUGGGUAACGGCGGAGAGAAACCACCGUUCGAAGCCGUGAGCCAGGGCUCCAACCGAUGGAUCAACCUGAUCAUAAGGUACCUUCAACACAGUUUCUACAGGCGCAAUGCCAAAAAAUACGGCCCUUUCAGCUCGCUGUAUAUGCAAUGGUCCAGUUCCUCCGAGCUUCGAGAAGCUUCCGAAGAGCACAGGACCCUCACGAGCGAGAAGGCCAAGCGCCGUCUUGAGCUAGGCGACAUGGGACGUGUCGACUUCUUCAGCCACCUCCUCAAGGGCGGCAAACUGGACGAGCGGUCCAUCAUCGGGAACACCGACACGCUGAUUAUCGCCGGCUCUGAGACGACCGCUACGACCUUAUGCGGCCUCACCUGGUACCUCCUCAGCCACCCAGCCUGCCUCCAGAAGCUGACGGAUGAGGUGCGCGGCGCCUUCCAGUCCCUGGACGAAAUCACUGGUGACUCCACUGCGACCCUCCCGUACCUGCAUGGCUGCAUAGAAGAGGGUCUCCGCAUGUUCCCACCCGUCACCAUUGGUCUGCCCCGUGACUGUCCUGGCGCCGUCAUCGAUGGGCGAUAUAUCCCCAAGGACACUAUUGUGCAAUGUGACCCCUUGACCCUGCACACCAGCCCGCGCUACUGGGUGGACAGCGAGGAGUAUCGCCCAGAGCGAUGGCUUGGAGCAGGGCUCGAGGGGGAUGACAAGCGGGCGUUCCAACCCUUCUCGACGGGACCCAGGGCUUGCUUGGGUGUCAACAUGGCCUACAUGGAGCUGAGAAUCGCCCUCGCCAAGCUGAUGUGGACCUAUGAUAUGGAGAUGGCCAGCAAGAUCGACAACUGGUACGAUGCCUGUGUCGAUGUUGGCCUCUGGAAGAAGCCCGACCUCAUGGUCAAGUUCCAUCCCCGCGUGGUGGUCCAGUGA
Messenger RNA from Cryphonectria parasitica EP155, 1344 nucleotides. RefSeq names its product cytochrome P450. The record is from RefSeq and is a predicted model, not a curated record. The annotation marks the transcript as partial. The transcript is spliced from 4 exons. Lineage: Eukaryota; Fungi; Ascomycota; Sordariomycetes; Diaporthales; Cryphonectriaceae. Gene Ontology annotation, molecular function: iron ion binding; oxidoreductase activity, acting on paired donors, with incorporation or reduction of molecular oxygen; heme binding.